Molecule: messenger RNA, 452 nt
Organism: Leptosomus discolor (cuckoo roller)
Lineage: Eukaryota; Metazoa; Chordata; Aves; Leptosomiformes; Leptosomidae
Source: RefSeq, a predicted model, not a curated record
UUCGUAGAAAGCGACGAUGAUGAGGAGCUUCUGUUUAAUAUCCCGUUUACGGGCAACGUGAAAUUAAAAGGAGUAAUUGUGAUGGGGGAAGAUGACGGUACGCACCCAGCAGAGAUGAGACUGUUCAAGAACAUUCCUCACAUGUCCUUUGAUGACACAGCCAGGGAACCGGACCAGACUUUCAGCCUGAACCGGGAUCCGGCGGGCGAGCUGGAGUACCCCACCAAAAUUGCCCGUUUCUCCAAUGUUUGCCACCUCUCCAUGCACUUCCCGAAGAACUUUGGAGCUGAGACAACGAAGAUUUUUUAUAUAGGCCUGAAAGGAGAGUGGACGGAGGCUCAUCGCCACGAAGUCACCAUCUGCAAUUACGAAGCGUCAGCAAACCCAGCUGAUCACAAGUUGGAACAAAUCACCCCACAGACUCACUUCAUCUCCUAACAGCGCUGUCGGGG